CAACCUCAAAUUUUUGCGGCCACAAACAUCUCUAGUUACAUUUGUUAAAAUUUUGAAAGGUCGUGCGAUUAUUUCAAAAUCGAUUUGUUUAUAUUUGGAACAAUUUGAAUUUAUGAUAAACUAAUACUAUCAAUCAUUACUUCACAAUAUUGAAAAAAUGAAUAGUACUAAUGAUUAUGAAAAGAUACCCAUAUCCAAACAAGAUUUGAAAUAUGUCUACAAUCAAAUCCAUAAUAAUAUUACCUCAAAAUUAGAUCUUCAUCUACCUACAUUAAAUAAUGAUCCUUUAAAAUCAAAGGUUGCAAGUGCAUUAGAUGAAUUUUUAAUGGAAGCGUUUGAUCUUGCCAAAUCUGCUUUCAUAAUAGAUGGUCAGAAUAUUGAAUCAAAUGAAAACAUUGCCAUUUCUGAUUUGUUGGCGUUGAAAGCAAAGGAAACUGUUGAACCAUUUGAUCUCAAUAUAAAUAGUCGUUUAAGAGACGUAUUAUUACAAGUCGAACAAGAGACAGUGGAAUUGACUAGGUUGAGACGUGAGUUACCAUAUCAAGCACAACAAACAUAUGAAAAUCUAGUAACACUUACAGACAGAGAGGUGUCACGUAUGUUAGAAACACUUGAAGAAGUAGAAACUAAGGAACAAGAUGAAACGGAAGGCAAUGUGAUACCGAACUUUUCAGAUAUACUAGAAGAUUAUGAAACUCAUAUCUUAACUUUGAAUGAAUUGAAGAAAGUAAUCCCACUACGUAAAGCAGAACUAGAUAAGUUUGAUGAAACCAUUCAAUUUUUGGAAACAGCUUAUAAAAAGCAACAAACUGAGUUGCAAUAGUGUUAUCUUUAUUACAUUUGUAUAAUUACAUAGCAUACUUCUAACGAAUCUUACGAUACCGUACUGGAAUGUUAACUGUUCAAUGUAGUGUAAACAUCUUAUAUUGUAAGUGCCUUUAAAGCAAACUAGCUCUUGUUUGUAUUUUAAAGGUGAAAAAAAAUU
This is a messenger RNA of Scheffersomyces coipomensis, 985 nucleotides long. RefSeq names its product MIND complex subunit. NCBI's taxonomy places the organism in Eukaryota, Fungi, Ascomycota, Pichiomycetes, Serinales, Debaryomycetaceae. Gene Ontology annotation, biological process: mitotic sister chromatid segregation. Gene Ontology annotation, cellular component: MIS12/MIND type complex; kinetochore. The transcript has a single exon. The coding region runs from base 158 to 823 and encodes 221 amino acids. The record is from RefSeq and is a predicted model, not a curated record.